UCAGAGCAGAAGUGGGAAAGGGCAGAGAGCGUAAGAGACACAGACAGAGUAGCAGAGACAGGGAAAAGAUACAGAGAGAAAGAGAGACAGAGACAGACACCGAGAGAGGUUCCCGGAGCUUCUCCGUCCGUGCAGAACCCAGCAUGUGGGGCUAUCUGUCUCUAUUGCCUAUCUUCCUGGCCCUGUGGGCUACUGCUGGCAUCUGGAUCGUGUUCGGAAUUGCUGUGAUCAAUAGGACAGUGGACCUCUCAGAGGGCUUUCCCUACAUCAGCUUUUGCGGAUCCUACCCUCCUCAGAGCUGCAUCUUCAGCCAGUUCCUCAACAUGGGUGCUGCCAUGGCUGCCUGGACCUGUAUCCUGCGUUACCAUCAGCUCCGGGACUGGGGUGUGCGGACAUGGCUUAACCAGAUCGUCCUGUGGACUGGCCUCCUGUGCACCCUGGGCACCUCCAUGGUGGCCAAUUUCCAGGAGAAGAACCAGCUGCCCACCCACCUGGCGGGGGCCUUCCUGGCCUUCAUCGUGGGCAACGUCUACUUCUGGCUGCAGCUGCUCCUCUCAUGGUGGGUCAAGGGCCUGCCCCAACCUGGAGCGCCUUGGAUCCGGCAGCUGCGCCUGGCCCUUUGCAGUCUCUGCACUGCCCUCAUCGUGGCCAUGAUCAUCCUCCAUGCCUGGACGCUGCGCUCCGCCUCUGCCAUCUGCGAGUGGGCAGCUGCCAUGUUGCUCUUCCUGCAGUUCGGCCUCUUUGCGGUGGACUUCUCGUGCCUGGAGGGCUGCAGCCUGUGUCUACACCCCGGGCCCGGCCUCAGCCCGCCGCCCGCCGCCCUGCAGGUCCAGCUGUCACAGGCGCUCUGA
Molecule: messenger RNA, 851 nt
Organism: Ochotona curzoniae (black-lipped pika)
Lineage: Eukaryota; Metazoa; Chordata; Mammalia; Lagomorpha; Ochotonidae
Gene: TMEM150B
Product: transmembrane protein 150B
Exons: 6
Coding region: 144-851 (235 amino acids)
Source: RefSeq, a predicted model, not a curated record